Messenger RNA from Homalodisca vitripennis (glassy-winged sharpshooter), 792 nucleotides. RefSeq lists its product as uncharacterized. Bases 66 to 371 code for a protein of 101 amino acids. Lineage: Eukaryota; Metazoa; Arthropoda; Insecta; Hemiptera; Cicadellidae. The record is from RefSeq and is a predicted model, not a curated record. The transcript is spliced from 4 exons.
UUGUGCAGAUCUUGAUCCUACCAGAACUGCCCGAUGAGGAAGAACACAAGUGGUUACUGGUUGAAAUGGGGAUGGACCUUCUUCUUCAAAUAGUUCAUCUGACCACAUCUUUCUUUCUGCUAUUAGGGGUUUACCAGGAAAAACGCAAACUCAUCCCACCGUGGUUGGUGACCACAGUUCUGUUGGCGGUAGCAGAGGUUUUAUUCAUGACGUCUACUAUUUCAAGUCGAUUCAUAGUAGAGACUCAAGAUUCAUACACUUCCUUUUCGUUGUUUCUCACAGUUUUAGACUUGAUGGAUGAGAUCUACGGAUUUUUGGUGGUCUACAGCUACUAUCGUACACUGCCUGUCAUGGACAGUAGCGUAGUGUGAGCACAAGCAAACAUAUCCAAUUAAAUAUUCCUACACUGCCAUCAAAAUUGCUGGAGAUAAGCUCUUCGAAACCUUCUAGUGAAAACUAAAACUAUCAUAAAAUUUCAAUUAAGCACAUAUAGCAUGGAACAACUGAAAUGCGAGGUUCCAAAAGUAAUUACUGGCUUCUACCUCUUUUUCUUUGGAAGAAAACAUGAAGAAAUUUAACAAUUAAUGCACUUACACCAUUAAACUAAACAGAUAGACUGACACGUAAUAAGAAAAGAAAUCACUAGAAACCAGUGUGUUACAUUUAAAAGCGAUACCAUCAUAAAGUCAUAAACUAGGCAUACCUGGAUGGUUUUAUAUUGGAUUUUCAAUUAGCCUUGUAUUACCUAACGUCGUUAAAAAUACUCGUUGUUCUUAAAGCUAUUUUAUGAGA